CAACGACGCCAUUUUGUUUAUAAAUAUGGCGGACAUGUAAACCCGAAAAACUAGUUCACGAAGUUUGACUCGUUUUAAUGUGAUUAAAAGCGUUUUAAAAUACAAUGAAUGCAUACAAUUUAAGAAACCUACACUAAUAUGCCCACAACAAUGAUGCAAGUUAGCCAGCCUAUUGCCCACUCACUGGGUGGGCAAACCAUUAAACAAGUGCCAGCCUUGAAGACGAUUCCAAAAACACAGUCAAUUAGCAUCGAAAUUGUGGAGAAAUCCAUGUUUAAACCGGCAGAUCUUGGUAUCGAAGUAGUGGACAACGUUGUUUGGCAGAACUGGCAACCUGGUAGAGAAUAUACAAAGAACAUUGUGUUGAAAAAUGUGAAAGUGAAGACACAGAAGAUAAAAUAUAAUGUACCCAGCUCUAGAUUCUUCACCACUCUCUAUCCGAAGCCUAUCGUUCUCAGUGCUGGGACAAGCUUCUCUCUCCCAGUGACAUUCCGGCCCCUGGAGAAAAUAGUGUACGAUGACAAAAUAACCUUCCAUACAAAGGAGGGGACUUUUGAAAUCCUCAUCAAAGCUGUUCUGCCAAAAUAUGACAUAGAGGUACCUGAGAAUAUCAACUUUGACAUGUGUGCAGCAAAAGAUUUCAUUGAGGCGUCAUUUACUGUCAGAAAUUCAGGUGACCUGCACACAAGUCUAGACUGGGAGGUGUGUGAACCCUUCACCAUCCAACCAGGGGUCACAAAGUUGCAGCCAGGGGAAAGCAGAGUCUUCAAGGCUACAUUCAAACCUGAUAGUGCAACAGUGUAUGAAGCCACUGCCGUAUGCAGUUAUGGACCCGAAGGAUGUAUGUCCAAGACGGCCACUUUCAUUGGAAUUGGCAAAUACCCCCACAUCAUUGUAUCGUCAGUGGGUAAACCCUCGACCACCCUCAACAAAGAUAACCUGGAGGCUGUGAUUCAGUUCGGUCCCACUGCUGUUGGGACCACCGUACAGAAAAUGGUGGAGCUUCAUAACCUCGCCCCAGUUCGAGCCCCAUACAAGGUCGAGCACACUUCAGCACUCAGCAGGAUUGAUACAGUGUUCCAGUGUCCCAAAAUGACUGGGAUUGUGCCCCCCAUGUCCUCUGUGAAAAUUUUAAUCUCAUACAGUCCAAAUACGGUUGACGUGACAAGCGUAGAUUACUUCAGUGUUGUAGCGAUAGGGAAAGUCAGUAAAAGUGUGAUAAAAUGUGUGGGAUCCUCAAUAGGUCCGGAGGUAGCGUUAAGUGCAAAAGUUGUAAAUUUCCUGCAGAUCAAUGCAGGAGAGGAGGCGACCAGGACAGUCGACAUCGUCAACAGCUCGGACAUUGACGCUGAAUUUCAGUUUAUGAUCGACUGUUCAGAGAGCGUUUUCAAGUUCAAGCAAAUCUCCGGCUGCCUAAAAGCAAACAGCUCUAAGACGAUUAUACUGAAGUUUGUGCCGAUCCAUCCUAUCAACUACCACCGUAGAGUCACGUGUGUCGUUCACAAUCAAGGACCCCUGUUUCUGGAUCUUAUCGGCACGUGUCAUUCCGAGUUGGUAAAGCCAGCGGUCCUGCAGGCCAAACACCUUGACAAUUUCCGCACGCACGUGGAACGUGGCUUCUCUGUGUACCCGCCAGAACAGCUCAACGAGCUUCGUCAGAAAGGGAGACUGGAGUUGGACGAUGCUGGAGCCCUCAUGGCCCCUUCGAAAGAGGCUUUUGAGGUCGAGCCAUUGGAUAAUCUACGAUUCAAGAAAAGCUAUAAAGCGACGGCUUCUGAUCAACCCCAGUCAGGGGUAUUGAUUGGCACAGUGGAGAACCCAUCAGAACAUCCCCUGCACCAAGUUCCCCCGAUGGAUGAAUACUUCAAUGACGGAUUCCACUCUGAUAUCAUUAAUUUUGUGCCACAUGUGAGCACAGACGUGAAUGUUGUGGAUUUUGGAAACUGCCAGAACCUUCGUGUGAUUGAAGACCGAAAUGUUACGCUGACCAAUCACACUAAAGGAAAAAUUACCGUACAAUGGAUGGGAGGUGCUGAGAAAACCUUCACCGUCACCCCAGAUGUGAUUGACAUUCCACCCCUGAAAUCUUGUGCCUUCCAAAUUAAAUUUAAACCAAAUGCUCCUAACCAGUUUUUCGGAGCCGAGCUCGAAUGCUAUGCCUUCUACAAGAGUCUGCGAGACUACAAGUUGGUGGAAGACAGCACCCACUGCCCGCCCUGGUGUGUCACCCUCAACUGUGCAGGUCAAACAUUCAUGCCAAACAACGAGACAUUCCUGCCCCGCUACACGCUGGACGCAGCCAAGCUCGUUUUCCCUGCCGUGAACGCAAAGGAGGCCACGUACCGAACCCUGCUGAUGAGGAACACCGCGUCCACUCCGAUACUGUUUGACAUAGAGAAGGAUCCCUCGAGCACAUUCUCUGUGAAACCCUCGAAGGCAUUGCUGAAAGGUGAACAGCAGGUGUUUGUUGUGAAAAUCCUUCCCAAGGAGGUGAAGACGUACAAACACAAGCUGACCAUGCGACUGAAUGACAACGAGAAAUACAACAAGGAGCUGGAGUUGGUUGGUUCUGCAGAGGCCCCGCUAGUUCUUCUCGAUACCCAGGGAGAAAUCUUCUUCAAACCAACGUGCGUUGGAACAUCAUCCAAGCGCACAUACAUGAUCAAGAAUGUGUCUCGGAUUCCUUUGAGGUUUGAGUGGAAGCUGAGGUUUGCAGACAAGAACCUACUGUCAGUUGUCCCAGAGGCGGGUAUAAUUCAGCCUAAUGAAUCACAGUCCCAGAUUUGGUCAUUUGUACCAAAGCAAGAACAGAAGUACGUGAUGAAACCAGCCCUGGUAGUUUGGGGUCAGGGACUGAGUUCCACGUCCUCAGGAGGCAAGAAGAAGCAGUUUGAUGUUCGAGCGGUCGGUGAGGGAUCCAUCGGUGAUAUUAAGGCGGAGGAAGGCUACCUAGACUUUGGUGACGUGAUCGUCGGCAGCUCGGCCUCGAAGCACAUCACGCUCUUUAACAACAGCAGCUGCAGUCUGCACUACCGACUCUCCAUUGACCAGACCCUGGAUGGACCGUAUCCAGAGGAAAUGACAAGGACCGAUAAAAUUGGACUCGAACUGGACAGAAUGGAGGGCAUUAUACCAGCGCGCUCUCGACAGAUCAUCUCCGCGAUGGUUCGACCAAUCAGACGAGUGACGUACCAGUUCGCCAUUUCGUACCAGCUUAUAACCCCAGAAGAUGUCUCCAGUGCCUCCACCCAGGAACCCCAGCAUCUGUGUCACAUUCUUGUUACGGGGGUUUUCCCAACCAUGUCCAUCACAGAUGCCCGCUGCUUUGGAAGUGCUGUUGGCAUCAGCAAGAAGCAGCUGUGGUCACUUUUCUCCUUGGACAACCUCAACGUUUGUCUGGACUCAGACCCGUCGGCCCGGGAGCUCAUGUACAGCGUGCAGACUCGACACAGCCACCAGCGCCGCGCGCCUGUAUACACGCGCGCCAUCAUGGACUUCAACUUCAGCGCUGCGCCACUGGGUAGCGAGGCGUGCUUUGUGAACCUGAUGUUUGAGAAUACGGGCACUGUUGCAACAGAAUGGGCCUUCCUGUUCCCGUCUGAUCUACAUACGGAGCUGGAGUAUUGGGCAGAGACUGGGGAGUUUGAUGAGGAUGAAUUGCACGAGAUGAAGGUCAUGGACAACAACCUGUUCACUAUUGAGCCUCGCAAGGGCAAACUUGACCCAGGAGAGUGCGGUAGCGUCACGUUCAGCUAUAAACACUUUAUCGCCGGAACUGACAGGCUGCCCGUGCUGCUGAAGUUGGCCCGUGGAAGAGAAAUCCUGUUGAAUUUCAUCGGUGUGACUGUUGACCAGGACAGGCACUACAUUCACUUCCCAUCCAGCAAGCACAUGUUCACACCAGUGCCUGUGGGAGAAAAGAUCAGCCCUAAACAGGUGUAUGAGCUGUAUAACGGUGGAGCCACAUCCGUGCGCUACCAGUUUGACCUCACACCUCUUGACCUCAUACGUCAGGAGAACUUUGACCAGCCAAUCUUCGAGUGCCUCAAUCCGAUGGGAGAAAUCCCACCUGGGCGAUCGUUGAACAUUGAGUGGAGAUUUUCACCAAUUGAGGCCAAGACAUACAUGGUGGAUGUCCCAAUUCAUGUGCACAACGGUGACACGGCCAUCGUCACGUUCACGGGUGUCGGGUAUGACAAGAGGAUCAUGGGAGAGACCAUGCCGAUGACCGACCAGCAGGAUCUGACCGGAGUGCCCGGAGUGCAGAGUGUGCCAAUUCCCGGACAGCUGGCGUUCCUGUCACAAGAGAGGAUCUCCUUCGGGAAUCUGCCGCUGUUCUGCCGCGGACGUCGGAUGGUGUUUGUGAGCAACAAGUCAAAGAACCGCCCUGUGUCAUUUGAGUGGCAUGUAACCUGCCCUACUGACAGUCAGUUUCUGUCCAUUGGACCUGUGCGAGGAUACCUGAACCCUGGAGAGAGCCAGAUGUGUCGUGUAAACUUUGUAGCGGCUGGUCAACCCUCGUUCUACGAUCUAGACCUUGUCUGUGAGGUGACCGACCAAGUUGAGUACAACAACUACAAGAACAGACUGGCAGAAUGGGAGGGGGAACGCUUGCGACAGAAAUACGAGUUCACGAUCACAGAAAAUGAUCUUGAUGCUGAUAAACGCAUUGGCAGUCCCGAGAUUACGGACUUGGAGCCACUGAAGCAGAAGACAGCUGAUGAUGCGUUGAGGAUGAGCGAAACAGACUUUGCUAAAUAUAAGACGCUGCCGCCAAUAAGCAAGCUCUCGCCUGACGAGGAGAAAAAUGAAUGUGAGCGACGCCACAAGAAGGCCAAUGAAUUGUGGGAGAAACCAGAACCUCCCACGCCCUUCUUACUUCACCUCGGUCUUACAGCUCGCACCCACGACAUUCGAGCCUUCCAGGCAAACUUCCCGGAUGAGUACCGCAAAUAUUAUGUUGAUCGGUGCCUCAGUGCAAACGAAGAAAAGAAAGAUGCACCAGUCGAGAACAAAAAGACGGAGAUUAUCGACUGCAAACAGUCGGAAGCAGAUCUGAUAUCAGGAGUGAUGGCUAACGUUCUCAGGGGCUUGCUGGAUGACUCGGCGUUCCAUGACAGCGUUGUCAAGGUGAUGAAGGACCCAGUGCCUUACUUUGCCCAGAUUGGGGCCCGGGCAGACAAAAUAGAGCCUCGUGAGAGCCCUUCCCCGCCCAGCUCGCCAGUGGGUCGGCCUGGGACACGCCCUAGCCCGCCAUCACCCUCUUCCAGUAAGGUAUCGUCUGCGUCCACGAAGAAACAACGUAAGAGUAGCAAGUCGUCUCUGAAGUCAGCUGACAGAAGCAAGGUGAGCACUCCAGACACUAAGGCCUCCAAGACGAGUACACCACGCUACACAAAGGAUGAGAUACUGAAGGUUAAACAGGAAGAGGAGAGGUUGAAGGGAAAACAGGAAAUGAAAAAGCUCAUUCUGAAUAAACUGCCAGAGUUCGGAAACAGUGUGGAGAGUGUAUUGGAGAAUACGAUUUUGAACAUCUUGUCCGAGGCACUGGAGGGAGAGUUCAACAUCACGGCUCGGCCUCGAUUUAUUGCUCUGCCCAAGCGUAACGGGUCCUCGACAAGCAGAGCAGGAAAACUUUGAGAUGUGACUUUAUGUGAAUUACUGACUUUGUACUGUAUUGAAAAUGUUUUAUGAACAUUUUUGAAUAUUGGUUGAGACAUGAUUUACUGUGAAUUACUGACUUUGCAUUGUAUUGUAUUGGAUAUAUUUUAUGAUUUUUUUUUUUAAUAUUGGCUGUCAUACGGGAGAAUUUUGUUGUCAAUGUUAAGUUUUCCGAAUGUGUUGUUGAUUAAUUGAAAAUAAAAUGUAUAUGAAGUAUCAGCACAUGUUUUAAAUUUGAUUUUUUUUUUGUUUUCUUUUUUUGAUUUCACAAAUGUGAGGUGUUAAUGACUGACCAAAGGUUUUUGUGAUAAUAAAUUGAAUAGGAAUAUUAAUUGAGAAUAAUGUACAUUCUUAUCUUUAAAUUUGGUUUGGAUAUAUUAAUUCAGUCAUUCAUGAAAUAAACACAUAUGCUUCUAACUUCACUUUUCAAAUGUAUAUGAUAUCCCACAUAUGUAUUCUGCAUAGCAAGAGCAAGGAAAAAAUGCACGUAUGUAUAUUAACAAGUCGGAAAACAUACAUAUAUAUGAUUUGAAAUUAAGUUUGUUGUGCUAAUAUGUGCUAAUACGAGUUAUAUAUCAAUUUAAAAAACAUAUAUAAUGCAUUUACUUGUUUUGGAGUAUUUAAGUUAAAACAAGUUAUAUGAUCAUUAUCAUUAUUGAAUAUAGUGUAAAAUAUUAUUGUUAUUGCAGUAUGCUCUAGACUGCGCUUACACUCACAUGUUCAAGUUUAUUAUAUAAAUACAAUGUAUGUUAUAAUGUAAUAGUGUUUAAUUGCACGAGUGCCUGAUAAAUUCUGUGAUGUCAAUUGAUAACUUUUAUUGCAGACUAAAGUUUUUACACACACUUCAUUUUCUUUCAGUACUUAAUAUCAAGAUAGAUCAACUGUCAAAAUACAGCCUGACCAAAAUUAUUUUGUGCAUUAAUAAUGUUCCACAGUAUCUAUCUAGUUCAGCAGUACAUUGAUGUUCUUUUAAGUUCAUCUGUCAUGUUUAUUUAAUUGUUUCUAAAAUUUAGUGAUCCUUCUAAAGAUAAAUUUGAACUUUUGUCACAUGUAGAAAUUUUCAUAAGUUUGGUCUAUAACUGUCUGUGAUAUAUAAAGAUUUUUAGUUAACGUUUGAACCUUUCUUGUUUGUAAAUAUGGUUUGUGCAUGUGUAUAUGAUUUUUUACGCUGAUAAAAAAAGCUCCUAUGUAAAAACUGAAGUUGCUUCAAUUUAUUUCAUUUCUUAACUCUCUGGCUAUUUUGCAUUAAUUUUUACUUUUAAAGAUUGUGGACAAGUAAAUAUUGCUUACAUGUAAAUAAGUAAUAUAUUAUUUUUUGCUAAGCAGAAAACAUUUAAAUAAAUAUAAAUUGAAUCAAAGUUUCACUAAAGUACAACUUAAGAUUUUGCUAAGUCACUUUCUAAUACUGGCCCUCAAUAUCAAUCUUGGUCUUCACUUAAAAUCAUUUUAUUUAUAAAAAUACUUCGGUCAAUGGUAUGCAACGUAUUUUAUAACAUUACAUUUUGACAGAUAAAAUAUUAAUAAAGA
Molecule: messenger RNA, 7188 nt
Organism: Dreissena polymorpha
Lineage: Eukaryota; Metazoa; Mollusca; Bivalvia; Myida; Dreissenidae
Product: cilia- and flagella-associated protein 65-like
Exons: 41
Coding region: 139-5640 (1833 amino acids)
Source: RefSeq, a predicted model, not a curated record